Linum trigynum is the source of this 4188-nucleotide messenger RNA. The record is from the annotation of a GenBank genome assembly. NCBI's taxonomy places the organism in Eukaryota, Viridiplantae, Streptophyta, Magnoliopsida, Malpighiales, Linaceae.
AGUAAGGUCAGUCAGGUUAGUUUGUUUGGUUUGUCCGUUUGGAAUUUGGUUUGUAACCUGUACUCUCCUCAAAUCAGUGAAAUUUGUUCCCCCCUGCCCGUGGAUUAGCUAACACACAUUGUGUUAGUGAACCACGUUAAAUUUGUGUUCGUUCGUGCUGGUUUGGAUUAUCGAUUGUCACGCUUCUGUUCUGAAAAGUGGUAUCAGAGCCUGGUUCGGUCCGGGGCGGUGGACGUCAGUUCGGUGGACCCUCGCUCGGUGACCUCGGGAUUUGCGAUCUGCGUCUGGUUUGGUGGAUCCACGAGAGAUCCACGUUUGGGCUCAUCUGGCGGAUCGAGGUAGGUCCACGUUUGUCAGGUCGAGAGAUCCACGUCUGUUUGGCGGAUCAAAGAGAGUUCCGCGUCUGGUAAAGUCCUUGUAUCGAGAAGCCCAUCGAUACAAGGCAUCUGGCGGAUCAAGAUAAUCACUGAGGUGAGGACACGAAGUUCGUGGUCCUUGGCUUGAGGGGAGGAUUGUUAUGGGACAAUCCAAGUACCACAUCGGUUAUACAAGGGAAGGAACCCUUGUAUAUUAGUGUCCACCAAUCUCAUUAGUACGAGGCCUUUUGGGGAGGACACCCAAAAGUAAAACCGUGCGGGCUUGGCCCAAAGCGGACAAUAUCGUACUAAUUGAGCUGCCCGGUUAUGACAAGUGGUAUCAGAGUCGGGUUCGGUCCGGGGUGGUGGACGUCAGUUCGGUGGACCCUUGCUCGGUGACCUCGGGAUUUGCGAUCUGCGUCUGGUUUGGUGGAUCCACGAGAGAUCCAUGUUUGGGCUCAUCUGGCGGAUCGAGGUAGGUCCGCGUUUGUCAGGUCGAGAGAUCCACGUCUGUUUGGCGGAUCAAAGAGAGUUCCGCGUCUGGUAAAGUCCUUGUAUCGAGAAGCCCAUCGAUACAAGGCAUCUGGCGGAUCAAGAUAAUCGCUGAGGUGAGGACACGAAGUUCGUGGUCCUUGGCUUGAGGGGAGGAUUGUUAUGGGACAAUCCAAGUACCACAUCGGUUAUACAAGGGAACCCUUGUAUAUUAGUGUCCACCAAUCUCAUUAGUACAAGGCCUUUGGGGAGGACACCCAAAAGUAAAACCGUGCGGGCUUGGCCCAAAGCGGACAAUAUCGUACUAAUUGAGCUGCCCGGUUAUGACAAGUGGUAUCAGAGCCUUUGGUUGCGGUUUUGGGAAUUUGGCGCUGGACUGAAGUUUUGCUUUGUGAAGUUUGGUUGGAGUUUGUUUGAUAGUAAGAAUGGCUGCUAUCAGUAUGAAGAUUGAGAAGUUUACCGGAAGAAACAGUUUCAGUUUGUGGGCUCCAUUGUCUGGAAAAUUGAAGAAGGAAAGUAUAGAUGAAGAAGAGUGGAUUACUUUGGAGGAGAAAGCUCACUCUACAAUCUUGCUUUGUUUAGCUGAUGACAUCAUCAUUGAGGUUGCUGCUGAGAAGACUGCCGCGGGUUUGUGGUUGAAGCUUGAAAGUCUAUACAUGACAAAGUCUUUAACCAACAAGUUGCAUAUGAAGCAACGUUUGUUCAGUUUGCGUAUGGAGGAAGGUACGUCUCUCAGGAAUCUUCUAGAUCAACUCAAUACUAUCUUGCUAGAUCUGCGGAAUAUUGAUGUUAAAAUAGAUGAUGAGGAUGCUGCCUUAAUUCUGUUAGUAUCUUUGCCACAGUCAUAUGAGAAUUUUGUGGAUUCUUUUAUUACUGGGAAAGAUAGUUUGUCUUUGGAAGAUGUCAGAUAUGCUCUACAUACUAGAGAGGUUAGACAUAAGGCAUCUGGUUCUGGUUCGGAAAAUCAGGCAUCUGGGUUGGCUGCUACCGAUGGUAGGAGACAACAAUCUGGUAAUAGGAAGGCGAAUACAAAUUUGAAUUCUGCUGGUUUGAAGGAUGAUAUCUGUCAUUACUGCAAGGAGAAAGGACAUUGGAAAUUUGAUUGUCCUAAACUGAAGAAAUAUCAGGAGAAGAAGGAAUCAUCUGCUGCUGUGGCAGAAGAAACUAACUCUGAUUCUGAAGAUGGUUUAGCCUUAGCAGUGAAUGAACAUGUACAUCAUCAGGAUGUGUGGUAUUUAGAUACUGCAGCUGAUUAUCAUAUGUGUCCAAGCAAGGAGUGUUUUUCAACUUAUGAGCAGAUAGAUGGAGGACAUGUUUCUAUGGCCAAUGGUGCUAUCUGUAAGAUUGUUGGAAGAGGCUCCGUCAGGAUGAGGACACAUGAUGGUUCUGUUUGCACCUUGAACAAUGUUAGGCAUAUUCCAGAAAUGACUAAGAAUCUGAUAUCUUUGAGUCUACUCGACAGCAAGGGUUUCAGCUUCAAAGGUGAAGGUGGAGUGUUGUCUGUCUACAAGGGUUCUAAGGUGAUUUUGAAAGGUGUCAAGCGGGGUGCCUUGUAUAAUCUACAAGGUUCUAUUUUGACAUGUUAUGUUGGUGAUAAGUGCACCAAACUAGUUUUGAAUGGCAAGUCUCAGCAUGGGUUGGACUUGCCGAAUGGUUUGAGUUGUUGAUUACCCUUAGGGGCAUUUGGAGGCGGGGGAGAUUCUGGUACAGCUGAUUUGGAGGAGUUACUAUGUUUGCAAUUUUCUGAUUGCAUCUGAGUUUGGCGAUUUGCAUCGCGUUUGAGUUUAGUGAUUUCGAUCACAUCUGGAUAUCUGGCGAUUCGAUCGCAUCUAGGUAAAUUUGGCGACAUGGAUCGUGUUUGGGUACAUCUGGAAACUUUGGUUGCAUCUGGUACAUCUGGCAACUUUAGUUGCGUCUGGUACAUCUGGUAUUUGAGAGAGAAUUCAAGUCAAGGUGGAGAUUGUUAGAAUAUGACUUGAAUUUGAUUUGGGUUUGUUUUGUGUUUUGGGCCUAUUUUGUUUGGGUUUGUGUUUGGGUUUUGUUUGACCUUUUCCUUGUAUGUAUGGGAAAAUGUGUUUGGUUUUCUGUUUGAGAAUAGGAGAAGAGUUCUAUAAAUACUCUUCAUCACCCUAGUCUGUAGUAAGGUCAGUCAGGUUAGUUUGUUUGGUUUGUCCGUUUGGAAUUCGGUUUGUAACCUGUACUCUCCUCAAAUCAGUGAAAUUUGUUCCCCCAUGCCCGUGGAUUAGCUAGCACACAUUGUGUUAGUGAACCACGUUAAAUUUGUGUUCGUUCGUGCUGGUUUGGAUUAUCGAUUGCCACGCUUCUGUUCUGAAAGAAACCACAAACCCAUCAAUUUGGAGCGCAGAACUUGACCAAGCUGUCAACCCAUGAAACAAAUAGCAAGUAUUGUAAUCCCGAAGAAGAUGUGGUCGAACGACAGGUAUGCAAAAUUGACUGACAUAGACCGGACCUCCCUACUGCAACCCCAACACAGACCUAGAACUUAAUUUUCUAGAUUCAAAAGGAACUUAAUUCUCAAUUGAUUAUAAUCGCAUGAUGAAGGAAAAAAAUUAAGCAACAAUCUACCCACCAAUUUAAAACGCAACCUCGAGAGACCGGUGGAAAGCGAUUCGGAGGGGAAGUCGGAGAAGCAGUCGAACGACCGUUUUAUGAAAGAAGGGUGCAGUUUUAUGUUUCCACUAUAAAUGAUACUCGAGAUGGCAAAUGAAAACUCAGCUUAUCUGUGAUCUGUCCAAAUUUAGUUCAGUUGCAGUACAGGGCAAGUAAGUCAGCUACCACAAACUUAAGUUCAAGCAUCCAAACUCCUCCCCAUGUUCCCACUCUGCCAUCCUUCCCUCUCCUCCUCUGUUCUUAUUCUCUAUUUAUAGUAACAAAAGCAUUAAUAGUUAGGACAUGAAAGAGACAACCUAGUUGAAAUGGUGGGCCUUCCAAGUUCAGGGUAGGAACUGAAGUGGAAAUGCACAGUGCAACACCCAAAAAACAAUAUUGACAAUUCAACUAUCAGUUAGUAAGAGAAUAAGUAACUGGAAUGCGGAAAGUAAAGCUGAAAGCUGAAAUGCAUGAGCAGAGCACAUAUAAAUGCAGAAUGAGAUCGCUAGCAAAUAAUACGAGCAAAAAAUAGGGUUCGUAGCUGGUCGACUGGAGGAGAGGAAUUCGGUGGUCGGCAGGCUUGUUUGGCCUUGCCCGGCCACCGGCAACCACAACCAGCCUUCCCAAUUUGCGACGCCAGUUGGGCUUGGGCCCGGUUCAGUUCAGACGGUCAUUUUGGGUCUCGCUGAAGACGGAAGGACCAAAACCGUAAUUAACCAUUUAGAAACGG